GUCAGUGCUUUACUUAUUACGGAAUACUAUCACAGUUUGAGUUUUUUCGAUGACGAUUGAUUAUUCACGGCCUUGAAUUAGAAUAAUUCUGAUGUUGUUAGGAUUCUACGAAUCGCACCAUUGAUGACAAGAUCCUACGGGCAUCUUGUAAGAUCAUCUCCAUUUCAUUGUUUUCAGUUGUGUCUGAGAAGAGAAGACUAGAAGUGAUCAUAUUCGUAAUUCGUGGAUCAUCAUUCAUCAGUUCGCAUUGACUGCCAUUUAGCUGCAUCUUCGGAUAACCUCCACAAUCACACUGAGAUACUUUUAAUCCGACUGCUGACUGCAAAAUUGACGGGAUGGGACCGUCCAGAGCAGGACGGCUCAGCGUCUUAUGAUUUGAAUUUUAUUUGCGUAUAUCAAAACCUUUGACGUGCUGGUGUUGGCUGUUGAGGAUUUGAUUACGAACAUGGCUCGCAGCCGUUCACGCGAACGACGCCGUUCCCCGGACGCCAAACGCGCCAAGGCAGCUGUCAGCAAAGAGUCCUCGCAGUCCACCAACAAGGCACCCGAACGACGGGACAAGGAUUCCAAACGGCGACGGAAUUCCUCGUCGAGCAGUGAUUCGGACGCGGCCAGUCUGCUGCGUCGCCGUCGUCAGCGCUCCUCGUCGGCCUCCUCCUCCGACGACAGCAGCAAACAGCGCCGCCGCAAUAUCAGCAGUAACUCCACCAGCCGUGGCUCCACAUACUUUGAACGCCGACGGGAGGAUCGGCGUCGCGAGGACGACGGACGGACGACGGAGAGCAGGGACUUCCAGAAACUGAUGGAUAUGGAGAAGCAGCGCUGGUCACGCCAGAAAGAUCUGGAAGCCAAAAUCCUGGAAGAGACGGCAGCGAAGCGCACGGAAGGCAUAAUUAAGGAUCGCAUCAACGAGGUGCUGAUCGCCGAACGCGUUAAAUUCCAACAAGAACUAGCCGACGCCCUGGCGGCCGCCCGUCGCGACAUGAAGGAGGACCUGCGGCAGGAGGUGCGCGAAGAGUUCAAGUGGGAGAUGCAGCAGCUACAGCAGCGUGAGGAGAUUGAGCGGAAUAAGCGCUCAGAAUUGGAGAAGAUCAUUGAUGCGAAGACCAGAAGGCUCGAGGAAAGCGAACAACUAUUGGCGGAAGAGCGGUUAAAAUUGCUAAAAGAGCGGGCAGCCCUGGACGAAGAACGACGGUCGUUUAAGCGGGAAAUGGAGGAAUGGAAUAAGAAUGAGCAGCGCGUAAUCCUCAACAAAGGCAGCAACACCCGGCCCAAACUAUCUUUUUCUCUCAAACCAACGUGAUGUCUGUGUGUUAACUAAGCUUUUUGUCCUGUGUUUUAUUGGUUUAAUUUGUUGCACGUGCCAGGAUUCUCUCAGCCGAUGUUGUAAUUAUUGUUUGUUCUCGUUAAGAGCGCGUCAACAUUGGGCAUGGAUUAUUCGAUUUAUUUUCCAACAGUUUUGAUUUGUAAAAAUUUUGUUUUCAUUUUGUUGUGACACACAGUGUAUACAUUCAUUCGAUAUACAGUUAGCUGCUUUUACCUCGCACAAAAUGAUUGAAAAAGAAAACUAAAAAUAAAUU
Paramacrobiotus metropolitanus is the source of this 1580-nucleotide messenger RNA. Its product is annotated as arginine and glutamate-rich protein 1-like. Gene Ontology annotation, cellular component: mitochondrion; nucleoplasm. Lineage: Eukaryota; Metazoa; Tardigrada; Eutardigrada; Parachela; Macrobiotidae. Gene Ontology annotation, molecular function: cadherin binding. Bases 446 to 1303 code for a protein of 285 amino acids. The transcript has 6 exons. The record is from RefSeq and is a predicted model, not a curated record.